This is a messenger RNA of Camelina sativa (false flax), 1807 nucleotides long. Lineage: Eukaryota; Viridiplantae; Streptophyta; Magnoliopsida; Brassicales; Brassicaceae. The record is from RefSeq and is a predicted model, not a curated record.
UCUCCCUCUCAUUACAGAACACAAGAAACAGAACAGAAUCAGACGCACGCUAUUACACUAACUAGAUCACUCACAUACACAGAUUCACAGAUACAUACAUGCAUACAUACAAAACAAAACACAAACUCUCAUCAUCUUUCUCGUUCAUUAUGCCUACAAUCAUGAUUCUUGGUCUCUUAACCCGCAUGCUCCUCCUUCUCUAUCCUCCAAAAUCUCUCCUAUAAAUACCACUUCUCUCCCACUAAUCACCACUACCUCUCUCUCUUCAAUCUCCAUACACACACAAACACAUCUCUCUUCAGCUCUGUUUCCUCUGUUCUGUUCCUAACAUCUUCUCCUGAUCUUUGCAAUGUCAGUACCCGGGUUCGAGGGAUUUGAGAAAAGACUCGAACUUCGAUUCUUCGACGAUGACAACUCAAUCACCAGUAGCCCUAUGGGACUCCGUCUAAUAGACUUCGAAUCUCUAGACCAAGUCUUAAACGAGGUUCAGUGCACGGUAGUCUCCGCCGUAGCGAAUCGUAGCUUCGAUGCUUACGUACUCUCCGAGUCAAGCCUCUUCGUCUACCCAACCAAAAUCAUCAUCAAAACAUGCGGCACCACGCAACUCCUCAAAUCGAUCCGACCGUUGAUCCAUCUCGCACGUAACCUCGGCCUUACGUUACGCGCGUGCCGCUACUCGCGCGGCAGCUUCAUCUUCCCUAAAGCACAACCUUUCCCUUACACAAGCUUCAAAGACGAAGUCCUCGUCGUCGAAGAAAGCCUUCCCAAAUCUCUCUGUUACCGCAAAGCCUCCGUCAUGACGCCUUCUAAUAACCCCUCACGUGCUUGGCACGUGUUCACAGCCAGCGCUGACGUGGAAUCCGACGAGCCGGUGGUCGUAGUCGAAGUCUGCAUGACGGAGCUCGACCGAGUCAACGCUCGGAGCUUCUUUAAACGGAAAGGCGACGAGAAAAGCAACAGUGACUCCGCAGGGAAAGAGAUGACGCGGCUGAGCGGUAUCGAUAACAUAAACGCAAACGCUUUUAUCUGCGACUUCGCGUUUGAUCCUUGCGGCUACUCUAUGAACGGAGUCGACGGUGGCCGUUACUCAACCAUCCACGUCACGCCUGAAGACGGUUUUAGCUACGGGAGCUUCGAGUGCGGUUUGUCCUUAUACGACGAUGGUCACGAAGAUAUAUCCGAGGUGUUAAGCCGUGCCAUUGAUGUAUUCCGGCCAAACGACGUCUCGAUCGCCACCACUUACGGCGGAGAGGAUUAUAACCACGAGGUGACGAAGCGCGUGGAACGCGUGUUGGCUAAGAAGCUUGGUCUUAAGUGCCGAAGCCGUCUUAUGGAUGAGUUUCCAGGCUCCGGAACAGUCGUUUAUCAGUCGUUCACGCCUCGUCGGAAAUAGUCAUCGCCGGGAGAGAGGAGUAAAAAGGCAAAAAAAAAAAAGGUUUUUUUCUUAAAUUAGGUUUUUUCUUAAAUUAGGUUUUUUAAAAUUAGCUGCGAAAGGACAAACAAAAAAGAAACAGGUGAUGACGUGGAGGGAGACGAUUGGUUGACAUGGGGAUAUAUAUAUAAGUGGGAACAUAUGAUCAUGCACCCCACUUUGCACUUGUGGCAAUGUCACGCCUAAGCAUUUAUGAGGUUCAGUGUUGUAGAAUUUUAGUGGGGGAGGGUAAAAAUGGUUUGCUCUGUUUUCUUUUCUCUUUUUGUUUCUUCUUGUGUUUGUUUUUUUUUCUCCUUUUUAAUUAAUUAUAUUUCAAUUUAAAUUAUAUUGAAUCUCUAUAUCAGACUGUUGAUAUAAGGUUAAAUCGUUCUCACU